UGAAGCUCCUUUCUUUCGCUCCCGCCUCUUCUUCUUUUCUGACCAAUCAGGUCGGAUCCCUCCAACCUACUUUCCAUCCACCGUCUUCUUCUCCACCGUCCACGUCUCUCUCUGUCUCUCUCUCUCUCACUUCUUCCUCACCAGAAAAAAAAAAAAUCAAAAGUUUUCGAAAACCCAAAAACGAUGAGCAAUCUGAGCUCGAAUCUCACCCACCAGUCUGCCUUCACUCCCCGUUUCUCGCCCAGGCACGCUUUCCAGAUCCACGAGUUCCGCGUCUUCCGCCGCCGCAGACUCAAACCCGUCCCGCGAAGCCAACUCGGAAUCGGAAUCCCAUUCCACGAAUUCAUUUCCCGAUUCCCGUCCCCCAAUUCCCUCGAAUUCAUCGCUCCGGCUCUCGGAUUCGUCUCCCGCGCCGCCCUCUUCCUCUCCAACAAUCCGAACUCGAACUCGAACCCGAACUCGGUCGAGCGGAAAUUCGACUCGGAUAUCGGGGAGUGGGUUCUGUUCACCAGUCCGACGCCGUUUAACCGGUUCGUUCUGCUACGGUGUCCGACGGUGUCGUUUCAAUGCAGCGAAUUGCUAGAAGAUUUGAACGAGAAGCUGGUGAAGGAGGACAGGCACUUCGUGCGGCUGAGUAGCGGCAGAAUCCGAUUUGAUUUGGGAAGCGAAACGGCAAGUUUAGUGGAAAAGAAAUUCGAGUAUCAGAGACUGUGUAUAAGUACGGACGACGGAGGAGUAAUAUCUUUGGAUUGGCCAGCCAAUUUGGAUUUGAGAGCAGAGCAUGGCUUGGAUACCACCUUGGUUCUCGUGCCGGGCACGGCAAUGGGAAGCUUGGAUUGGAGUGUCAGGUCGUUCGUGUGUGAAGCUCUCCGGCAAGGCUGCUUUCCGAUUGUUAUGAACCCGAGGGGCUGUGCUGGUUCGCCUCUCACCACUCCGCGGUUAUUUUCAGCUGCUGACAGCGAUGAUAUCUCCACUGCUAUACAGUUCAUCACUAAGGCGAGGCCGUGGACCACAUUGAUGGGUGUUGGCUGGGGUUAUGGUGCUAACAUGUUGACGAAGUACCUGGCAGAAGCUGGGGAGAGCACACCGCUUACAGCUGCCACCUGCAUUGACAAUCCUUUUGACUUAGAGGAGGCCACUAGGUCCUCUCCUCAUCAGACGGCUAUUGAUCAGAGUCUCACUGAUGGUUUCCUAGAUAUUCUAAGAUCUAACAAGGAACUGUUUCAAGGAAAAUCAAAAGGGUUUGAUGUGGAACAAGCGCUUUCAGCAAAAUCUGUUCGUGAUUUCGACAAAGCAAUCUCCAUGGUAUCUUAUGGUUAUGAGGCCAUUGAGGAUUUUUAUUCCAUAUCAAGUACAAGAGGUGUGAUUGGGAAUGUGAAGAUCCCCGUCCUAUUUAUACAGAAAGAUGAUGGAUCAGCGCCACUCUUCUCAGUUCCACGUAGUUUGAUAGCAGAAAAUCCAUUCACAAACCUACUGUUGUGGUCUUAUUUGCCCUCUACUGUUACUGAUAGUGGUAGAUCUGCUAUGUCGUGGGGCCAGCACAUAACAAUUGAGUGGCUCACAGCAGUAGAGCUUGGACUUUUGAAGGGCCGUCACCCUCUUCUUGAAGAUGUAGACCUACCCAUAGACCCUUCAGAAGGUCCCGCAGACAAUAUGCCUGAAGAAAAUGAUACUGCUGCUAGCUUCAGGAUACGAUCCAGAAAGGACUCCGAGAGAAAGUCAGAGGUCCAAAACACAGGGUUGCAGGAUGUGGAAAAUGGUUCCCUGGAUCAGACUAACUCUGAUGAUCGAGAAUUGGUCAAUAAGGAGGAAGUCAAUCCUGUAGAUGAAAAAGGUCAAGUACUACAGACAGCAGAAGUUGUUAUGAACAUGCUAGAUGUAACCAUGCCUGAUACUCUUACAGAAGAAAAGAAGAAGAAGGUCUUAACAGCAGUUGAUCAAGGAGACACGCUGAUGAAAGCUUUGCAAGAUGCAGUGCCGGAAGAUGUUCGUGGAAAGCUAACAUCUGCUGUUUCUGGAGCUCUGCAUACUCAAGGAACAAAGCUAAAGUUUGAUCAACUCUUGGGUAUUGCUCAGUUUCCUGACAUGUCUUCAGGUCUAAAGUCAAAGAUCGAAGACAAGGUCAUUGAAACAUCAAGUUCAGAAGGUGUACAGAAAGAAAAUCGUUCGUCAGAUCUGUUGAAAAAGGAUGGUGAUCUGGUGGAUAGCUCAAUUAACAAACUACCGGAUGCAAACAAGCCUCCAGGGGGACUAGAAUCAGAGGAUCCUCCCGCAGACGGAUCAGAAAAGAUUUCAAAUCUAGACCAGUCACAAUCAUUGAGCAGUCAGGCAAGUGAUACUUCUGGUUCUGUCGGAAAGGACUCUUGCAAAUCAGGAAAUGAUUCUUCCAAAGAAAAGGCUUCCGAAGAUCUUUCCAACAGUGAAAAGAGUUCAAACCUAGAUCAGUCUCAAUCAUUGAGCAGUCAGGAAAGUGAUAGUACUGGUUCUGUUGGAAAGGACACUAGGGAAUCAGGAAAUGACAAGUCUUCCAAGGAAAAGGCUCCUGAAGAUCUUUCCAAUAGUGAAAAGGGUUCAGAACUAGAAAAAAAUCCUAACAAUUCCAGUCAGGUUGAAAUUGUCGGUGGCACUGAGGAAGCAGUUGUAGAGGAGCAGAGAGACCAAGAUGGUAGAAACGCUCCGUCAGACACAAAGAAAGAAGAAAACAAUAUCCAGAAGAAGGAUAAUACAAAUGUGCAGCCCGUGGCGGACCAAAGUAAGAACUUCAGCGUUUCUGAGGCAUUGGAUGCAUUGACAGGGAUGGAUGAUAACACCCAAAUGGCAGUCAACAAUAUUUUUGGUGUUAUAGAAAAUAUGAUAACUCAAACGGGGGAGAGUUCAGAACGGGAAAGUGAAGUAAAAGAAGUUGAUUCUGUGGCACAGUCUGAAUUUGCAGAGGACCAUGUCAGUGAUGACAAUAGUCAAGAAGAUUCAGAAGCCAGUAAGACUGAGCAAAAUGUGCAAAUGGAUACAUUAAGCAAUGUCCAUGUAUCUGAUCACCCUGGGAAUGGUAUGGAUUUGCAACCUGAUGCACCAAAUGGAUGGGUAGAGAAGUCUAAUCAUACCCCCCAGUCAGCUUAUAGGAAUGCUUUGAACAGUUCUCAGGGAAGUGAUGCAGUUAACAAUGUAGAUGAUGAUAAAAGUGAAAAGAAAGAUGAAUUGGUUGGUCCAAAUCUUCUUGCUGGAAGUGUAGACAAACUUAAUCAUGUAAAGAAGGCUCCAGUUUCCAUAACUUCAAUUCCGAAUGGGGUGAAUACUCUUCUUUCAAAGGUAUCUGACAAAUCACUUGAUUUAGAUUCAACCACCGCUCUGUUGUUGGACUAUUUUCCAGAAGAAGGUCAGUGGAAGCUCCUAGAAAAACCAAGACAUGUUUCCGAUGGUACCGUUGCAACUCAUAGGGGUGUUGACAGUAAGAUUCACACCCAUUCACCUGCAAAGGUAAAUGGUAAAGUUAUCGAACCAUCAUAUGCAAUAUUAGAUACAGAAAGGCAUCAGGAACCAGUGAAAGAGUAUGAAACGGUGGAAAAUAUUGAGGGGAGAGUCAAAAUUGGUGAAGACAAAGUAGGGGAGUUUAUGCGAUUUGUGAAAAAUAUUAUAUUGAAUACUUUGAAGAUUGAAGUGGGUCGCAGACUAAGUGCCGAUGACAUGAAAAAUAUGGAACCCUAUCUUUCCAAAGAUAUGGAACAAGUGGCUAAUGCAGUUUCAUUUGAUGUUGGAUACGACACGUAUGCUCCAUGUUUGGAAGUUGAAUACCAUAGUAUUAUUGACUGCACUACAGAAAAAGUUGGUACUCUCCAUGGUGAGCAUAUAAUAAGAGCCAUAUCAUCUUCUGUUCAGGGCACUAGUUACUUGAGAAGAGUGCUGCCAAUUGGUGUUAUAGUAGGCUCGAGCCUAGCGGCACUGAGAAAAUAUUUUGAUGUGGUUACAAUCCAUAACUAUGGUCAAAUAGAAGCUCUGACGCUUAGUCGAGCAAAAGUAUCUGGAAAAAAAGAUCUGGGCAAGGCUAGUGGCACAGAGAUUCACCACAUGCCUGUUGAUAAAUAUGAUCAAAGUGCUAGCUUGGACAGUUUAGUUAACAGGGAAGGGAAAAAGAACUGGUUGAAGAAAAUAAACAACAGUGUUAUGGUUGGUGCUGUUACAGCUGCCCUAGGGGCAUCUGCAUCUGCGUUAUUCGUGGAGCACCAGGAUUCGUACAAAGGUGAUGAAACUUCUGGCGAGAGUUUGUCCAAGUCGUUGGUGAAAGGUAAAGGUCAGAAGGAGCCUGACAUGUUUGAGGAGGCUGAGAAAAACCAAAGUAACAUUGUCACAAGUAUUGCUGAGAAAGCCAUGUCAGUUGCUGCUCCCGUGCUACCCACCAAGGAAGGUGGUGAAGUAGAUCAAGAAAGAUUAGUCACAAUGUUGACAGAUUUGGGACAAAAGGGUGGCAUGUUGAGGUUAGUUGGAAAAGCUGCUUUGCUUUGGGGUGGUCUACGUGGUGCGAUGAGUUUGACUGACAAGCUUAUCCAAUUUCUUGAUAUACCUGAGCGUCCCUUAAUCCAGAGGAUUUUUGGGUUUGUCGGUAUGGUUCUUGUUUUGUGGUCACCAAUUGUUGUUCCACUACUUCCAUCAUUUUUGCAAAGCUGGACAACCAAUACAUCCUCUAGAAUUGCUGAACUUGCUUGCAUUGUUGGCCUCUACACGGCUUUUAUGAUACUUGUUGUGAUAUGGGGCAAAAGAAUACGUGGAUAUGAAAGUCCUCUUCACAGAUAUGGGCUAGAUUUAACGUCAUUGCCAAAGUUAGGUGAUUUUUUGAAGGGCUUGGUUGGUGGAGUUGCCCUUGUUUUGUCAAUACACUCAGUAAGCGCACUACUUGACCCUGCAAAUCUCUCUUGGCCCUCCACUCCAUCUUCUUUGGAUGCUGUCUCACAGCUCAAAGUGUGUACGCAAGGGCUUGUGAUGGUUGGUCAAGGAGUUAUAGUAGCUACUGGUAUUGCUCUUGUGGAAGAAUUGUUUUUCAGGGCAUGGCUGCCCCAAGAAAUUGCUGCAGAUCUUGGAUAUCAUCGAGGAAUAAUUAUAUCAGGACUUGUGUUCGCUUUAUCCCAGAGGUCUCCGCUAUCAACACCAGGUCUAUGGCUUCUAUCUUUGAGUUUAGCAGGUGCUCGGCAAAGAAACGAAGGCAGCCUUUCCAUACCAAUUGGGUUGCGUUCAGGAAUUAUCGCUUCAAGUUUCAUCAUACAGAAGGGUGGCUUCCUGACCUACCGGGGUAACUUUCCUCCUUGGCUUAUUGGGACACAGCCAUUCCAACCGUUUAGUGGGCUAAUUGGUUUUGCAUUCACCUUAGUUUUAGCACUAGUUCUGUACCCUACACAGCCUCUUUGUGAAGAGAAUGCAGAAAGGACAACUGAAGAAUCUAUAAAACAGCAUGCCGGUGAAUAGUGAGGCGGUCUUCUUGUUGCUUAGUGACUGUUUGCCCGGAUACUUCCACCUUGUAACGGGAACAGCCUCGGGCCAUGGAGUUCAAGCAUGAAAGUUUCAGAAGAGAUGUUUCUUAAAAGUUCAAAGUGCUUCAUGGGAGCUUUUCAUCGCUAAUGCUACAACUCGCCAAGGCGACAGCCAUGGUGUACAUAUAUAAGACGCUGCAGGCAAAUUUUGUAACUAGGAAAUAACUGCACCAACGUGCUUGUAGUUUAGCUCAUUUUGCUUGCUUGCUGUUAUAUAUCAUGUAUAGUGUAUAGAACGAACCACCACCAGUCUGGAACCCUACAUUUGUUAUAUAUCAUGUAAAUUCAUUCUUAUUCCGAUUCCAUAGACGCAAACAAGACAUAAAAACGAUGUCCGACAACUUGCCAUGUUUUUCGUUUCGUGAUUUCGUAUAUUUACAGAAUGGUUCUACCUU
This is a messenger RNA of Malus domestica (apple), 5911 nucleotides long. RefSeq lists its product as uncharacterized. Gene Ontology annotation, biological process: CAAX-box protein processing. The record is from RefSeq and is a predicted model, not a curated record. NCBI's taxonomy places the organism in Eukaryota, Viridiplantae, Streptophyta, Magnoliopsida, Rosales, Rosaceae. Gene Ontology annotation, molecular function: short-chain carboxylesterase activity; metalloendopeptidase activity; monoacylglycerol lipase activity. Gene Ontology annotation, cellular component: membrane.